UGCGGCGUCCACAGGGCGAGGCGGUGACGUGAGUUCGGCGCACCUGGGUCGGGCAGGUAAGGGCCGGUGCGGGACGGGGAGCGGAGCUCCAAGACUCUACCUGCGCAAAGCCAGGUGUUGCUUACCCGACCGGUGAAGAAGAGCGGUGGCGACGGGUGAUCUUAACUGGGGACGUGGUUCGGAGGGACGUCCACUUCUGGUCGCCGGAUUGAGAAAAGAGUCUUUGGCUGGCCCAGAGCAAGGAGAGCUGACUUGAGGCCCAGCUCUUCGGAUCCCCGUGGAUACACUGCUUGCUCAUCUCUAUCAUGGCCCUCCACCCCCGCAGAGUUCGGCUGAAGCCCUGGCUGGUGGCCCAGGUGGAUAGUGGCCUGUACCCUGGGCUCAUCUGGCUACACAGGGACUCCAAACGCUUCCAGAUUCCCUGGAAACAUGCUACCCGGCAUAGCCCCCAACAAGAGGAGGAAAAUACCAUUUUCAAGGCCUGGGCUGUGGAGACAGGGAAGUACCAGGAAGGGGUGGAUGACCCUGACCCAGCUAAAUGGAAGGCGCAGCUCCGCUGUGCUCUCAACAAGAGCAGGGAAUUCAACCUGAUGUACGAUGGCACCAAGGAAGUACCCAUGAACCCGGUGAAGAUCUACCAAGUGUGUGACAUCCCGCAGCCUCAGGGAUCAAUCAUUAACCCAGGAUCCACUGGAUCUGCUCCUUGGGAUGAGAAGGAUAAUGAUGUAGAUGAAGAAGAUGAGGAAGAUGAGCUUGAUCAGUCACAGCACCAUGUUCCCAUCCAGGACACCUUCCCCUUCCUGAACAUCAAUGGUUCUCCCAUGGCACCAGCCAGUGUGGGCAACUGCAGCCCUGAAGCAGUGUGGCCCAAAACUGAACCUCUGGAAAUAGAUGUACCCCAGGCACCUAUACAGCCCUUCUAUAGCUCUCCAGAGCUGUGGAUCAGCUCUCUCCCAAUGACUGACCUGGACAUCAAGUUUCAGUACCGUGGGAAGGAAUAUGGGCAGACCAUGACCGUGAGCAACCCCCAGGGCUGCCGGCUCUUCUAUGGGGACCUGGGUCCCAUGCCUGACCAAGAGGAGCUCUUUGGUCCUGUCAGCCUGGAACAGGUCAAGUUCCCAGGUCCAGAGCAUAUCACCAAUGAGAAGCAGAAGCUGUUCACCAGUAAGCUGCUAGACGUCAUGGACAGAGGACUGAUCCUGGAGGUCAGCGGUCAUGCCAUUUAUGCCAUCAGGCUGUGCCAGUGCAAGGUGUACUGGUCUGGGCCAUGUGCCCCAUCACUUGUUGCCCCCAACCUGAUUGAGAGACAAAAGAAGGUCAAACUAUUUUGCCUGGAAACGUUCCUUAGUGAUCUCAUUGCCCACCAGAAAGGACAGAUAGAGAAGCAGCCACCAUUUGAGAUCUACUUAUGCUUUGGGGAAGAAUGGCCAGAUGGGAAACCCCUGGAAAGAAAACUCAUCUUGGUUCAGGUCAUUCCAGUGGUAGCUCGGAUGAUCUACGAGAUGUUUUCUGGUGAUUUUACGCGGUCCUUUGACAGUGGCAGUGUCCGCCUGCAGAUCUCAACUCCAGACAUCAAAGAUAACAUCGUUGCUCAACUGAAGCAGCUGUACCGCAUCCUCCAAACCCAGGAAAGCUGGCAGCCCAUGCAGCCCACCCCCAGCAUGCAACUACCCCCUGCCCUGCCAGCCCAGUAAUCAUGAAUGCCAUCUUUUUUACAAAUUGUACAUAUUGGUAUUUUUUAUUACUCAGAUUUAACCAGCUUUUAAACUUCUUCUUUCUGUUAGUGGCCUCCAAUUCUCCGCAUAUGCCUGGCUUUUAAAGUUGAUUUAAUUUAUGGAAAAAUCACCCUUCUUACUCCCCCUUUCUUUUUUAAACCUCGCAGUGUUAGUAUAAUGUAGUAGAGGGCCUGGGACUUUGGACAGCAGCGUUCUAGCUGCAGCUUUGCUUCAGUGGUGUGACCUUGAACCACCAAGUCAUUUAACCUCUAGGCUUCAGAUUCAUUAAUGUAAAAUGAAGGGGUGGGAAUAAUGCUUGAAAUAAUGCCAAUGAAAACUCUGACCUGAUGACUUCAUUCUACUUGUACAAGGCAGAACUGCCUGGAACAGAACCCUUCUGCAUUGUUCUUGCACCACAUUUUUUUCUUGCUUUCAUUAAAGUUCCCUCAAGCACUGAUUUGUCCAAGAUUGAUCUCCGUUUGACCUGUUCUGCUAGUAUAGUAAGCUGGCUCCCUAACGGGGUAAGUGAGAGGGAGGGGAGCUGGCUGGUUGCUUAGGAACCAAGCUUGAUAUCUAAAUAGAAAUAGGUGCCAAAGUCUGAAAAUCACCUGGUCUGUGGAGUAAAAGCUCAUAAACUGGGCUCCUCAAGGGAAUCUGUCAACAGAAGGCCUAGGGAUUCUGCACAGUUGGUUGUCAGGUGUUUACCUUGCCACCACUCAAAUAACACUGUAUGUGUGGUAGAUGAGAGUAUGACUCAGUGGUACCUUUCAGAGAGGAUAGAGCUCUUUUUCUAAUUCUUUGAGGAAGAGCUGAGCAUCUAGGACAAACUCCUGACUAAAAAAGCAGCAGUUCCUUCUUGUUUGGAAACUUUUACAGUCUUACUAUCAUUUGGAUUUUUUGCAUUUGAAAAAAUGGGGGUGUUCAGGGUGAAGGAGGAUGGGGCAGUGCUCUUCUGUAAAAGGCUCAUCUGGCCCAAACCUGCUUGUCUCCCUUCUUGUGGAGGUAGCUGGGUGUGGACUACUCACGUGAAGAGUGGUGUAGAACAUUGUAGCUAUGGCUUCCACAAACUGGUCUUAUCUAUUAACUUUUGCUGAUCUUUUUGCCCUACCCCCAACCUUAAAAAAAAAAAAAAAAGUAUUAAUUUAAACUCCAAGACCUAAAUGGAAAGCAAGAUGUUAAUCUCUGAUUGCAGGCCCCUAAUGCUCUUGAAUACUGACGCCUCUCUGUGCCAGGCUGUUAUAAGAAAACCCAUGUCUAGUGUGCUACCCUUAAACUAGGCCAUCCCCUACUUGCUACUGAAGUUGAGCUAGCUAGCUUCGAAAGCUAUAAGCUCAGUUCAGUUACAGGUGGCAGUGGAACUUACUUAGAAUGCUGAAGCUGUGGUUUUAGGGUCUCUCAGGGACGUAAUGGGAUCUGCUGUUACUAAAGUAUGACCAAGAGAAAUCUGAGUAAAUGUCAGGUGUAGCUAUGAGCAGAAGUUGGGCUUCUAGAGACCAGGAAACACGCAAGGUAUAGAAACUUUAUAUUUUUUGGUCAUUUUGUUGAGUGGGUAAUGUGAAGGAUUUGGUUUUGGUGUCUGGCUAACUCUGUAACUGCACAGCUCAAAGUUAAAAAGAACCCACUGUUAGGUAAAUUGGGAGGACAACUGCUAGAUCUGGGUAGUCCUUUUCCCUCAUACUGUGUGAGGCUAAUAGCCAGGCUCUCCAUCUGGAUGGGGACCCAGAUAAUAUGAGCUGGCAAAAGGUGAUGAAGAUUGUUCUGAAGGGCCGAGAAGGAUCAAACUUGUUGUAUGUGAUUGUAAUGAAAAGUUUACAAAGAU
Messenger RNA from Callorhinus ursinus (northern fur seal), 3534 nucleotides. It is a transcript of the gene IRF6, whose product is annotated as interferon regulatory factor 6. NCBI's taxonomy places the organism in Eukaryota, Metazoa, Chordata, Mammalia, Carnivora, Otariidae. The record is from RefSeq and is a predicted model, not a curated record. Gene Ontology annotation, molecular function: protein binding; DNA-binding transcription factor activity, RNA polymerase II-specific; RNA polymerase II cis-regulatory region sequence-specific DNA binding. Gene Ontology annotation, cellular component: nucleus. Gene Ontology annotation, biological process: regulation of transcription by RNA polymerase II; immune system process.